AAAUCCUUGAGCUUGAGGAAUAAAGAUACAACUAUGUGCGCUACUUCGUCCUUUUUGCGUAAGAUAUCAUCUCACAAAUAGCUCCUGAGAAAAUGUAUAGGAGUUAUUAGCAAAUUCGAGUAUGAACUAUUCACAGUUAAAAAACAAAAUCGCUCUCGAGAACCUGUAACACCUAUUAUUGUCUCAUCAAAAUUGGUGAUAUGCAUGAACUCAGGAAGAUCAACGAGCUAAAGCUUUAUCUGUCGAAGGAUGAUGGUAACGCAUUUGAUUUUUGCGAACUUAUAAAGUUCUUACUCGAAUGCAAACCUUCUACAGAAAAGUUAUCUCUUGGGAGGUUUAUAAUCGAUUACUUUGUCAGGCGUUUGCACAACAUAAGUUUGUCAGAACUAACUUCUCUGGUCAUUAAUGAUAUUUAUAUGUUAUUCACAUUAGCGGGAUUUGAGGAUACCAAAGCAGAAGGUCUGGUUGCUGAGCAGCUUCAAAUAGUUUGCUUGUUCGGUGUGAUUGAAUACAUCAUGUCAAACAAGUUGACUUAUGACCCUUCAUUCAUCUGCUCUUCAAUCAGUCAUUUCAUCGUUGACCGGCUUAAAAGAUAUUCCGUCACUGUUUUAUUGCAAAGCAUCUGUCUAGCUAAGGUGUGGUGUUCAUUUAUAUUUCUGAAUGUUCUAAGCAAGGGUUUCGAUGAUUGUUUGACUAAAUGCGCAAAGGCAAUUUGUAGAUCCGUUUAUCUACACGCUGGAUCAUCUAAUGGGAAUGUGGAAAAGUCAGUUCAGGAGUUUUUUCUACAUAUUCUUGGCAUAAUCUUGACAUUGAACAAGAAAGAUUCCGAAUUUUUACCGGUUUUUAAAGCAUUUGUAAACGAUAUUAUCCCAUGUUAUUCUGUCAACGUAACAAGGCACUACAAGUUACCUAAAAAUUCUAUUCAUUGCUUACUUUCCGUUGUAAAGUGCUUAGGACUUGUUGAGGUUUUUAAUUACGAUCCAUUUCUUAUGUGGAGUCUUUUAUUGGGUAUUGAAUACAAUUGCACAUCUAAUGUGUCUUGUGAUAUUAUAAAGUCUAUUUUCGAACAAAGUGUAACCAUCAAGCGAAAUUCCCCACAAGUAUAUGAUUUUAACCUACUUAAACCUGUAAUUCAAUGGAUGUUAACUGGAACGGUAGAUUGUCCCAUGUCAAAGAUAUCAUGUAGUUGUAAUUUUCUCUUUACUACGAAAUCGUUUCAGAAUACAAGCUGGGAUAACUUUAUUCAUAGUUGUUUAAAUAGUCAGUUCACAUUAUUACCUAGUUCAGAUGCAUUGGAAAGUAUUUUGAUUGUAUCGGAUUUGGAAGCUUUACAGUUAUCUAAGAAUGAUCUUCUAAUUGAUCAACUGCUUGAACAUCUUUCUUUGACUUUUCUCAACUCAAAAGAUGAUCAAUAUUCUGAUAUAAAUGAACGGAAAUUCCUUGUUUGGUUACGAUUAUAUAGUCUGAAAGAUUAUUCCGACCUACCAUUGUCAGUGAAACAGCUGGUACCUACUAUUUUAACACACAGUGCUUCACAUCAUAAUGAUUGUGUACGUAUAUUAGCAUUGAAUGGAAUUCAUAAGUUUUUAUGCAAAUAUUUACAUUUGAAAAGUAAAGCAAAUCAUAAUAAUAAUAAAAAUAAUAGUGAAGAAUCGACGAAUUUUAUACUGUCCAACAUUUCUACUACUCAAAUUUUUAUGGAUAUAUUUUUAACUUGUUGUAAUACAUUUAACAAUUGUUCAAAUCCAUCAUAUCGUAAUCAAUUUCAAAAACUUUUCUCCAGUUUAACAGAAUGUAUACGAAUGAUAUGUAAAUCUAUUCGUUUCAAUAAUAGCAUAGAAAUAUCGAAUAAUGAUAAUCUUAUCAAUAGUAGUAAUCACCGUAUUAUUUGUUUAUCAGAUACUGAGACGCGUUUGCAAGUGUUUGAUAAUUUGUUUGAUUUGAACAGGAUAAAAGAUGAGAGUGUUUUAAGUAUGCAGGAAAAUGAUGUAUUAUAUUUAGUUAAACUAAUAAGUUUUAUCAGUUCAAUGUGUCGCAUCACUACUAUUCAUACUCGAACAGGUAGCAAAAAUACUACUGACAUAAAAGUAACUACAAGUAUACACACUUACUUUUGGCCAGGAAUGAGUUAUCAACGCGCGAAACUUUUGGUAGAUAUUGUUGAAGUUGCUUUAGGUGUUCUCAAUUUAACACCGAAUGGUCCAUGGAAUAAAAAAUCCAGUAAAUGGAGAUCAGAAUUUGGUAAAGACUCAUUAUGCAAUAUAAGGACAAUAAUCGAUAACAUUUCUGUACGAUUUAAUUGGGACUACAAAUCGACUAAUUUAUUACGAUAUUUAUUGAAUGGACUUCUUUAUGUAAGCUCAGAUCUACAGUCACAAAUUUUAUCGAUUAUUUAUGAUCAUUGGAUUGAAAAUAAAGGUGCAUUGAAGGAAGCGAUUUAUCCCACUAUGGUUGAUUUAGCCUGUGCAUGGUGCGAUACUCCAUGGUGUUUAGUUUAUACAUCUGGAGCGAAUAUUUUAACAUUCUGUUCCAUCAAUGAAUUAUGGGAUUCUGCCUACUUUGGUGCAGACAUGCGUACGUGGUUUUUAAAUAAAUUAAAAAGAUUUUCUGAAUUAACGUGGAUAACCAAUAACAGUCUUAGUAAUGUUGAUUUAGCCAUGUUUAGUAGUAAAUUACUUCAAGUUGUUCAGUUUCAAUCCUGUCUAGGAUUCCUCUUGACUAUUGAUCAAAUUUUAACUAACUGUCUAAGUAAACUGAUGAAAAAUUCAAAGAAUAUUAAAUGGAAUCAAUUCAUUGAUCCAAUGCUUUAUGAAUUCAUUUGUUGUAAAGAAUUACCUAGUUUAUGUUUAGAAUUAUGCAAUCUAUGCCUUUUUUCAAUGGGUUGUCAAAUUUGUCAAUUUAAUCAAGAAGACAAUAGUUUUGUAAUGGAUUUUUCAAAAGGUGCCUGUUCAUUUCGAGAAUUGGGUAAAGCGAUUUUGAAGACUGUUAUGUUGGCCAGACGAAAUCAAUCAUUAUCAAUUGGUAAUGAAACAGUCGGUCAAUCAACACAGUGUCAUCUCAAACAAACCUCACAUACACAUACUUCAAAUAAUUCAACAAUUGUAAAUAAUGUAGAUAGUUCUGAUAUGGAUUCAUUAAAUUCGAUUGAAUUAUUACCGGAAUAUCAACAUAUUCUCUCUUGGUCAUGGAAUACCUUGAAAUUCUGUUCCAGCAUUAUUGCCAAUUGGUUUGCUAUUCAGUGUAAAUUAGCUGAUGAGAAUGUAAUGGCGGAUGUAGAACGAAAAUUGCUUGCCUCCAAAAUUGGCUAUCAAUUAUUGCAUCAGUUGUUACAAUGUCGUCAUAAGGGAACCAUAGAAGCACUAUAUUUCAAUCUUCUCCUUUAUUUACAAACUGUUGAAAAAUAUCAACUUUCAUUUUGUUCUUCAUUGAAAACAUGUAAAGAGGAUGCUUUAAAGUCAUCAGUUUUCAAAAUGGAUUGCAAAAAUCCGACUACUGAUAUCAAAUAUUUAUCGACAUGUGAUGGAUCUAUUUCUGCUGACCAUAUGUUGCAAAUAUGUUGGAAAGUUCUUUGUAACAGUGCUUACUCUGUUACUAGACGUGGUGCUGGGCUUAUACCAGUUAUACGUGCUUGUCUUCUGGUUAAAUCUUGUAACGGACUUGAAAGUCCUCCAUGUUCACUUGUUUGUUGUUUAAAAAGUUUAUUUGAAAUUACACAAUCAGAUGAUAAUGAUGUUUAUAAUAAUGUGAAUAAUAAUACUACUCAUAUUAUAUCCGAUUCAACAACACUUCAUGAUUCACCACGAGUAUUCGCUUUACAUUUACUACACGGACUAUUUACCGAUGCUCGAUUACGUGUACAUGAACAUUCUGUUCCGAUAGAAAAUAAUAAUAGUCUAUCACAUGUUAAAAAUUGGACAAUUGAAGCUCUUCAAUUAGCUGUUAUUCCUGGUUUUAAUUCGAAAAAAUGGAAUGUUUGGAAUGGUGCUCUUCAACUUCAUAGUGCAUUGAUCUAUCGUCUCACUGGUGUAAGUCUCGACUUAGAAUUUCCAUUAAUUUCGGAUAUCUGCUUUCAAUAUCCUCAAAUGUUGGAUAUUAUAUUUAAUUGUCUGGAUAGUAAUUAUCAAAAUUUAUCGUCAGCGCAAAGUUUAAUUCCAAUACUUACUUUAAUUGUUAGAUUUUCUCCAUCGUUUGAUCAUUCGUUGAUAGUGUCAUCAAAAAUUGAUGAAAUCCUCAAUCGACUAGAAUAUAUUCUUUUCAAUCAUUGUAGUAUGCAUAUUCGUAAACUUGCUUCAAAAGCUUAUCAUGUAUUUCUAUGCCCACCGAUUGAUCUAUACUAUCAAUUUGAAUCAAUUAUAUGUUCACAAGAUAAACAAUCUUCACUUUGUAACAUAUCAAGCAUUGGACCACUAAAAUUAAUUUAUCAUUCAUGUUCACUACAUAACUCUAAUAAGAAAAUUUUAUAUAAUUCUAUAACAAAUGCAGUACAUGGUCAUUUAUGCUUAUUACAAUCAUGGUAUGAAAGUAAAACUUGUGAAAUUAUUCAACAUUGGAGAGAAUCAUUAUUCAACAUAAAAUCGGCAUUGAAUUAUCUUCUUCACUGGAUAUCUAUUUCUGCUUGGUAUCUUGCUUAUGAAUUAUGUAUUCUGAUGAAUUCUGUUUAUACAAGUCAUGUAACGAUUCACUGCGAAGAGAAUUAUCGAACGGAACUGUGGACAGCAUUACUCACUUUAAGGAAACCAAUAUUUUCUUUAUCUAAUGAGCCAUUUCAUAUUGAAUUUUUAAUUGAAUUUCAUCAUAUUUGUAUAAAAUUAUUCAAUAAAAAUUUAUUCAACUAUAUGACCAUUCAUUAUGCCGAAACUGAACCAAUUCUACUUUUACGUUUCCUUAAUCUAUUGAAAACAAAUUCUAAUUUAUCUGAUGAGCUUACUUUGAAAUUAAUUGACUAUUGGAUAAAUUGGCGAUCGUUAACAUGUGCUGUUGAUCAUCAUCCUGGCCAUCACUGUGUGAAUAAUCACUUGGAAUAUAUCUAUCCACAUGUUAUGUGGUGUUUCCUAGAAUUUUUCAAUCGAUCAUGUAAUACUACUUGUUUUAUGCAAAGAAUUCAAAAAGAAUUCAAUGUCGAAAUUUUAUUAUCACGAAUAUCGAAUCUAUGCCUAACAAAUGAGAAUAUUUCUGGCAUUCAAUUUUGUAUUCAUCGUUCAAGAUUAUUAUAUUUUAUGACAUGUUUACUCAAUUGUCUAUCACCAUCAACAUCAGUGAAUUAUUCAUUGUAAGUUUAAGAGUUUGUAUAAUUUAUUAUUGUAUGACGUAUUUGAAAUUUUCAUUGAAAUUAUGAACGGAUGUAAGUUAGACCACCAUUGAAAAUCUGGGAGGACUGGAUUAUCGUCUCGUUCUAGUAUAGGACUCUUGAAAUUAGAUUUCAACACUGUCGUGUUGGAUGCCGGUUCAAUGAUCUAGAUGUUAAGUGUUCGCAUGAAAGACUGAAUGUGUUUGAUUAUAUUGUGUGUUUCGGGAUCGUAGAUCUGCACUUCUGUGGAGUCCUAUUUGAUAAUGAAACGACCAUCGAAUGCUUCGAAUUUCUCAGUGAUGGUUUAACUGAGAUCGGUUUAUGAUUUCAAUAAAAUUUAAUAAUCUCCACAACUUCAUGCUGAUUAUUUAGAAAUGUAUCAGUAUAAAUCUAUUUAAAAGAUUUCCUGGUUAUCGAAUAUUUUAUUUAUAAAAGAAUGUUCGUAUUGAUUGCUUACUUAUUUAAGUAAUUUGUUCCAGAGAUAAUUAUAGACAGCGUCCCCUUUUACAGUCAUCAUCAGGUUGAUAUACAUAGAAAUGUUGCAUAUCAAGAACAUAUAUUUGAAGGUAAAUUGUUUGAAAAGAUAUAUAUCGGAAAUUAAUCACUGAAAAAUUCCCAUUAUAGUAAAACACAAUUAUCAGAAAUUGUUUCGAAACGACAUUUGCCCUUGGGGAUUAAAAUAGUGUGAAGCACCAGUUUGAAAUUAUUAUUUCCGUAUUGGUAAGGGUGGCUGGAAUACCAUAUUGUAUAGUGUAUCCGAUAUUGAUUCUAGUGAUGUUACGGGGUAAGAUCUACAACCAAAGAGAAGGAAAGACAACAGAAAUCACAGAAUAACAACAGCAAAAAUUAAUGUGAUAGAUCUGUCCUUAAAUAUAUUCUUAAUUGUUUUGUAACGUACUGAUUUGAGUUGAUUUUAUCUAAAUUAUAUCCAAUGAACUAGUACGGGUAAAAUAUCAGCUAGAAGGAAAGUUGAGUAAUUGUACUUAGUAAUGACAAUUAUCAAAUAUUUAAUCCACGUAUAAUUUCACUAGUAAAGUGAUAUAUAGUCACUGAUAUUAGAAUUUUUAAUUCAGUAUCAGAGGAGAGGUAGUCAUCCACGUAGCAUAUAAACAACGGUUAGGAUUUAGUUACAUAGCUAGAUUGUAGCGAAAUGUUCCAGUUUAUCUGCAUUUGUAAUUUAAAGUUCAAUGGAUCCCAAGAAGAGAUUCAAAAGUUUGUGUUAAAACCUGCUCUGUGAGUUGCAAGUCGUGCGAACAUCUAGGACAUGAGUCUACCACUGUAUAUUUUUUGUGGUUUUCCAGCUGAUAUCUGUACAGAAAAAAGUGUGUUCGAAUAUGUAUUUUUGUUCCAAAAUUGCAAAUGGAAAUCUCUGUUUACUAAUAUUAAGUAGUCGUACUCAUCCGUUUGAGAUGACAUUCAUUAUAGAAUUACUUCGUUUGAUUUAGUUCUUCUUCUAUUCAAUUUACUAAAACCUAUUAUGUAUAAACACAUAUAUCAUGAUAUUUGCAUUUGCUAUUUUAAGAAUGAUAUAUUUCGGAUUCUACUCAUGCAAUACAACCAUUUUUUUUCCGUUUAUAUUUUCAUUCUAUCUGUCAUUCGUUGAAUAUUGUUUAAUAAGAACUAUUUACUAGAAGACAAAGAAUCCACACC
Molecule: messenger RNA, 6937 nt
Organism: Schistosoma guineensis
Lineage: Eukaryota; Metazoa; Platyhelminthes; Trematoda; Strigeidida; Schistosomatidae
Source: the annotation of a GenBank genome assembly